Symbiodinium natans is the source of this 435-nucleotide messenger RNA. NCBI's taxonomy places the organism in Eukaryota, Dinophyceae, Suessiales, Symbiodiniaceae. The record is from the annotation of a GenBank genome assembly.
AUGUCUUGGAGGUGUCAAAACCCUUCAAGGGGCAUUGGCUGGAUACCUUCUGCACAGACAGGCAGAAGUUCAUCUGCAAGGUGGAUGACUCGGAUGCCGCCCAGGAAGCCGUCUCUGCGGCAUCGCAGGACUGGGAGGAGGUCCCGCGCAAGUCCGGCGCGCCGCUGCCUUCACCGCCGAGGCCUGCUGUGGCCCAGUCCCUGUCGCCGGCAGCGCCACCACUCCCAGUGCCGCCAGCGCCGCCACCCCAGCCGCAGCAAGUGCCGACGCCACCAGCGCGGAGCCGGACAGCAGCCGACCAAGCGACAGAAGAGGCGCCCUCACCGCCAUCGCUGCCGCCAUCACCGCCACCUCAGAAGCCUGUCAAGGCCGAGAGCCCGAGCCCGGACGUGGACCUCCCCCGUCCUUCGGAGACCGAGCCGCUUCAAUCGGAAG